Molecule: messenger RNA, 2487 nt
Organism: Chilo suppressalis (striped riceborer)
Lineage: Eukaryota; Metazoa; Arthropoda; Insecta; Lepidoptera; Crambidae
Source: the annotation of a GenBank genome assembly
AUGUCGGAAAGAAAAGACAAGUGGGUUCGCCGGUUUACAGUGGAUGAAACCUCAAAAUACAAAAAUGGCUUUACUAUUUACAAGAUUACUUCUGUUUUAUUCCCCAUCGAAUCCCCAGAGGCGGUGACAGUGGUGUCGGUGUGGAAACGAUACAGCGACGUGCAGCGGCUGCAUAAGAGCAUGCGAGCUCUGCACGCCGGUCUACAUUUGAAGGGCGUCUUCCCGCCGUUGACCAGGCAUAGUUACUUCAAGCGGUUUCAAAAAGAGGUGGUGGAGGAGCGAGCCAGAUGCAUCAAGAGUCUACUGGAGUUCGUGGCCGAGCACAGACUGCUGUUCACGAGCACUGACUUCGUUAAUUUCCUGCAGACUGGCUACCCAGAACCCGAGGGUCAGUCGGGUGGAAUCAUCAACGCUAUAAGGACGUCGCUCCACCUGCCUAUUGAGGAGACUCCGCCCCUCGAGUACCAGACUGAUGAUGACGACUCGAGGAGCCCUAUACACACAGCACGCUCCCAGAGCACAGACAAUCAGCAACUGACCACAGACGAAACAGACUUCAUAUCCCAAAUACCCAUUUAUGAAGCCGCAGAAGUUGAGAUACGACAGUCGCCAAAAGACGACAAACUAUCCAACGCCAACAGUUUCGAGUCCUUAAACUCUUUGGACAGCAUAAACAGUGACCUUUUCGACGAAUUAAACAAAGUCGCCGUAGAUAAACACAAGCCGAGCGUGAAAAGAAAACCUGUGUUGCCAGACUUGAUUAACUUCGACGCGCCUUCCACUUCGAGGUUCGAUGACUACCACACUAUGUCGAGAAGUGGCAACAUUCAUUCUGAUACUACAUCUUUAACUUCCAAUUUGUACGAAUCAAGUAGUUCAGUCUACGAUAUGGAAAGAAGGAGCAGUUCUCGCGUCUCUCUUUAUAGUAAACAAAGCGUGAUGUCUCUUUCCAACGUGGAGAAUAAGACGAAGACGGAAGAUAGUUACGUAUUUGAAGCUGGCUACAUGUUGAAUUUGGCUGCGAGAUGCGAAGAUAUGGGCGACUAUCAAAGAGCAUUCGAUUGCUACAAAUCUGGUAUUGAGAAGAUGCUUAUUGGAGUACAAAGUGACACAGACCCACAGCGGCGUGCACUGAUCAAAGAGAAAACCAACAAAUAUCUUUCAUAUGCUGAGACUAUAUAUAAGAAUCACCUGAGCGACACUGAAAGAAGCUUACUGCCAGAGACAGAGCGAGACGACACCAGAUCCCGUCAUAUCCAUUGUUCUAUACCUCUAUCGAUGCUGCAGAGACCUUAUGAAGAAUUAUCACAAUACAGAGUUUUGGCUGUUCUAAGCUCUAGUAUAAUGCUGGUUUUACAUAAGGGGGAGCAAGCUUGUUAUGCUAUGAAGGUAGUUCAGAAAGUGCCUCAUAAUCUAACCGAAUUCGAUGAAUACUUCUUGCGUCGAACAAACGACACAAGAGAACCAAUAUUACCUACAGCUGUACCUUAUAUGGUGCCUUUACAUGCAUAUAUUGAAACAAAUAACCUAAUAUUCUUAAUACUAUCAUACGCUCCGGGAGAAAAAUUAUUAGACUACAUAAGAAACUAUGUAAAAUCAACACCGAACACACCAGCCAGAGAAGUCAAUUUAGAAAAUGUCUUUGCAGAACCCAAAACCAAAAAUAUUGACAGUGAAAAUGACAAUAUUGAUAGUGCUAAAGUGAUCAAUAGUGAUGAAUUAGUGAAUAACAACCAAAGUGAUAAGACUGAUACAUUGGACAAUGUAGAUGUUAGUGUUAACGAAUUAGUGAUUAACUCGCAGAAACUGUUGAUGAAUGUCGACAGAGCUCUGAAUGAAACAAAGACUGAAAUAUGUGCGAUGAAGGAAGUCGAAGAUAAGAAAGUUGACUCUAUUAGGAUAGAGGGAACACCGGUUUUGAAUAGGCCCCGUAUGGCGCUGCCAGGGACGGCAGUGUGUGGUUGGGCGGCGCAAAUAUUGCUAGCACUGCAUUCAUUACACACUUGCGGCGUUGUAUGCAGGGACCUCAAUCCAUCUAACAUCCUUCUAAGUGACGGUGGUCAGAUAAUCUUAACCUACUUCAUAAGCUACCCUUCACCGGACAUGGUGAUGAGCAAAAUACGAGUUAAACCGGGGCGUAUCAACUUGUACGUGGCCCCAGAACUAUAUCUGUGUGGAAUAGAAGAUAAAGAUCCUACUUUAGACCACGUUUGUGAUUAUUGGAGUUAUGGUGCUGUAUUGUACGAAUUGCUGUGUGGAAUGCCCCUCUCUUAUUACCACAGAAGCGUUUUCACCUCCCACACUAUCCUGCAUCUGCCCGAAGGGUUGCCCGUCGAAGCGGAAUCUCUACUCACUCAGUUAUUAACUUACGACCCUUCUGAACGGCUCGGCGCCGGCAAAGACGGCAUCGAGGAGAUAAAACAACAUCCUUACUUCAAGAACAUUGAUUGGCGACAAGUAUACGAGAGCUGGGUCAUGCCCGAUUGA